GCGAUCUACGACGCCGCUCCGCGCUGUAAAAAGUCUAGUUGCUGACGGCGCAAGCUGCUGUAAGCAUAUAGUCGCACUUCAGUUGGUUCAAAACAAUCAAGGCGUACACUUGUUUGCAGUCAGAAAUUUCUUGUGUAAAGUUACAAGUGAAAAAGUGUAGACAGAAGAAUACUAACGAUGGCUGAUCCACUAAGCUUACUGAGACUGUACAAUGUUUCAAAAAAGGAGAUCAUCGAACGAGAUGGACAAAUAAUUUUCGGUGAAUUCAGUUGGCCGAAGAACGUAAAAACGAAUUAUUUGACUUAUGGAUCUGGCAAAGACGGAGCUGCGAAGGAGUAUUAUACUUUGGAGUGUUUAUUGUUCUUGCUAAAACAUGUGCAGCUUACACAUCCAGUGUAUGUGCGGCAAGCAGCCACAGAAAACAUACCUGUGGUACGUCGACCCGACAGAAAAGACCUACUCGCUUACCUAUAUGGCGAAUCUUCUACGUCAACAGCUAUUGAUAAAUCUGCCCCCCUAGAAAUUCCAACUCAAGUAAAAAGAACUGCUGAAGAUGGUUUGGAAGGGUUACCAGCAACAAAAAAACCUCGCUUUGAAGAAACUCAUGUCCAGAAAGUGAAAGAACAACUUGCGGCCAGAUUAGAUGCUCCAAAAGAAGCUUCUGUCACAGUGGAUAAUAUAAAAUCCCUUUCUGAGGCAAUGUCAGUAGAAAAAAUUGCAGCUAUUAAAGCCAAACGUCUGGCUAAAAAAAGAACAACAAUUAAAGAAAACGAUGAUAUUGGUAUGGGUUCGGAUCUCAGAGUAAUUCUUGACAUGGAUGUAGAUGAAACAAAAGAUAUUGUCGCAAAAGAAAGACAGUGGCGGACAAGGACAACAAUUUUACAAAGUAGUGGCAAGACCUUUGCUAAAGAUAUUAUGGCCAUUCUCCAAAGCAUCAAAGUCAGAGAAGAGGGUAGGCACAAAGCUCCUAUGGCUCCUGCUCCAAUGAUUACACCUCGUUCAACCCCAAUGAGACCAUUACCACAGCCCGCUGUGUACAAUCGGUACGAUCAAGAAAGAUUUAUCCGUCAAAAGGAAGAAACAGAAGGCUUUAAAAUUGAUACUAUGGGUACUUACCAUGGUAUGACUUUAAAAUCAGUGACGGAAGGAACAAAUCCAGCUAUUAGAAAACCACAGCCAUCGUCACAUGGAAAUCCUAGUUCUACUCCGUCAAAUGAGCAUAUGUCUACUUCUGCAAGUAAAUCAAAUCCGCAAAUUUUACAGAAUAAACGUCCAAGUCGAACGCCUAUAAUAAUAAUACCUAGUGCUAAUACAUCAUUGAUAACCAUGAUCAAUGCAAAAGAUAUACUUCAAGAUUUAAAAUUUGUCUCCAAUGAAGAAAAACGUAAGCAAGGUGCUCGCAGAGAAAAUGAAAUAUUGCUACAACGUCGAAAAGAUGGUGGGCUAACUGUACCAUACCGUAUUGUGGAUAAUCCACUAAAAUUAACACCUUCAGACUGGGAACGCGUAGUUGCUGUAUUUGUUAUGGGUCCUGCUUGGCAAUUCAAAGGUUGGCCCUUUGAUGGAAACCCAGUGGAAAUAUUCAGUAAAAUUUCCGCAUUCCACAUAAAGUAUGAUGAGAUGCGUGUCGACACCAACGUGGCACGUUGGGCUGUCACAAUUAUUGAGCUAUCCAAAACAAAAAGACAUUUGGAUCGAGCAGCGAUAAUGCAAUUUUGGGAAGUAUUAGAUGCUCACAUGAUUAAAAACAAGCCCCAUCUUAGGUUUUAAUGUUACAACAACUUACUGUACAUAGAUUCAUCGUUAUUAUGUAUUAAAAUUAAGUAGAAUACUGUAAAAUAUUAAUUUAAGUACGAAUUUA
This is a messenger RNA of Trichogramma pretiosum, 1861 nucleotides long. It is a transcript of the gene hyx, whose product is annotated as parafibromin. Gene Ontology annotation, molecular function: RNA polymerase II complex binding. The transcript has 3 exons. NCBI's taxonomy places the organism in Eukaryota, Metazoa, Arthropoda, Insecta, Hymenoptera, Trichogrammatidae. Gene Ontology annotation, cellular component: Cdc73/Paf1 complex. Gene Ontology annotation, biological process: transcription elongation by RNA polymerase II; positive regulation of transcription elongation by RNA polymerase II. The record is from RefSeq and is a predicted model, not a curated record. The coding region runs from base 178 to 1770 and encodes 530 amino acids.